AUGGAAUGUCGACGAUAUAAGGAUGGAAACUCACCCGAAGUCUUGCAAUAUGGUGGUAAAAAGACCGCGGAGGUGUACUUACUCUCGGACAACUGGAUUUUUGUUUCCAACUUUUGUCUCGAAUUCGUGGUUAGCUCAGAAGAUGAUGAACCGAAGCCCCGAAUUGUAUCAAUAACACCAGUAACAUUUGUACCGCCAGACAACAAGUCUGUUAUAACUUUUUACUGCCUUACAAUAUCUUCAGUGUUCAUGGUGUUGGUUCUUCUCGUCUACAUUGCAUUGCCCGAACUGCGUAACCUUGGGGGAAUGAUCCUGAUGGCUUACAUAACCAGUUUAUUGAUAUCCUUCAUUUUGCUGGCUAUGAUGCAGAGAAUUGCAUUCCCAAAACCGUUGUGUAUUUACAAGACUGCAUUACUUUACUUUGUUUUAUUGGCAUCAUUCUGCUGGAUGAAUAUUAUGUCGGUUGACAUUUGGUGGACUUUCCGGGGGUACGCGAAAGCCAGACCAAUUCACAGAAGAGGAGAACGCUUUAAGUUUUUCAUGUAUUGCAUCUACGGGUGGGGACUGCCUGGGAUCAUGACUAUCGUAUUGGUAGCCAUGAACGAAGCUAAUAAUUUACCGUCUCACAUUAUCAGACCUCGCAUACCUGACGGAGGGUGUAAUUUUCUUGAAGAUGAACCAAGAAAUGUGUACCUGUACAUACCUAUGACAAUCCUUAUUCUGAGCAACUGGGUGUUUUUCCUGAUGACAGCCUACAACAUCAGACGGUUGAUGCGAGGCACUGGUAUUCUGAGCUCUGAUUCUAAAGCUGCUGGCAACCCUACUGCUCACCGGAAACAAAAGCUCAGAUUGAUGGUUUACGUUAAGCUUGCCUCUACACUGUCCGUUAUAAUGGGCGUCAGUUGGCUGUUUGAAACACUGAGUAUCACGGUCGGUAAAAACCACUUCCUGUGGCAGAUCUCUGACAUAUUCAAUAUGUUUAUCGGCGUUACAAUAUUUCUCAUCUUUGUGUUCAAGAAGAAAAUAUACUAUAAACUCAAGGUAAGGUUCUACGAAUUGUGCACUCAUUCGCAUAAAGAAAACUCAAUACAAAUGACAACUAAGAACAGGACCUCAGAAUCAAACAGCCAAUCAGCUCUGUCUCGCACAUCACAACUCUAGGGUACAUAUACCUCUGACUUGGACUAAACUUACUAACUUAAGGCAUAUGGACAUAGGAUACAAAAUAGAUCGUCCAGAUCGAUAUGGAGAUGGGCAGGGCAUGUCCCUAGGACUACAGAUGACCAUGACGAAUGGAGACCGAGUAUCGGAAAGACAAAAAAAAAACAGUUUCGUUAGUCCGACAUCGCCAAGCUUGCAGGAAAAACUUGGAGGAGGCUCGCCCAACACCAGUAAGAAUAGCUUGCAUAUGAAGUAGCCUAUGUCGAACAAUGGAUAAAUAAAGACUGUACUUGACAGAAUACUCGUAAUGCUUGAAAUUAUAAGAAUGCACCGGACAAUUUCCGAAGUAUAGCUACCCUAUGCGAGAAGCUAUUAUCUAGAAUAGCGAUAAUGUUACUUAGUGAGUACUGUAUAAUAUAUAACCUGUUUUCCUGUUUGUACUACUAUUAGAAAACCUAUAUUUUCAAAAAUCAUUCGAUAUUCAAUUCGGAAACAUAGACUCGUUUGUGAUUGGUUAGUUACUGAAAAUGGUUAACGCUCACUGACUUUCUCUCUUUGUCAUUUGUGUGGGAUUAUAUAACAAAGAGAGCCCUAUAUUAACUUCUCUCCGUGGAUAAAGUACAGACAGUAGAU
Maniola jurtina (meadow brown) is the source of this 1794-nucleotide messenger RNA. RefSeq names its product G-protein coupled receptor Mth2-like. Bases 1 to 1161 code for a protein of 386 amino acids. Gene Ontology annotation, biological process: G protein-coupled receptor signaling pathway; cell surface receptor signaling pathway. Gene Ontology annotation, molecular function: G protein-coupled receptor activity. The record is from RefSeq and is a predicted model, not a curated record. The transcript has 9 exons. Gene Ontology annotation, cellular component: membrane. NCBI's taxonomy places the organism in Eukaryota, Metazoa, Arthropoda, Insecta, Lepidoptera, Nymphalidae.